Messenger RNA from Umbelopsis ramanniana AG, 1071 nucleotides. RefSeq lists its product as uncharacterized. The transcript has a single exon. NCBI's taxonomy places the organism in Eukaryota, Fungi, Mucoromycota, Umbelopsidomycetes, Umbelopsidales, Umbelopsidaceae. Bases 57 to 917 code for a protein of 286 amino acids. The record is from RefSeq and is a predicted model, not a curated record.
UUAAAAUAUAAAAGGCUACAAAAUUGAAUGAACCAGCACACAAAAUACUACACAAGAUGACUGAUAAUGACGCAGCGGUAAAUCGCCUGGUAGCCUUGAUGCCAAACACUGACAAAGAGACCCAUCGCAAGAUUACUGAAACACAAACAAGACACCGUAUCAAACUGGUCAAGGAGUGGGCAAUCGCUGAUGCUUCGUCCGUGUUGGAAAUUGGAUGUGGCCAAGGCGAUACCACUGUAGUACUGGCAGAUGCCGUUGGCUCUAAAGGAAAAAUCACCGGGAUUGACAUUGCUGAAGAAGACUAUGGUUCGCCCUUAACAGUUGGACAAUCCAUGCAACACCUGAAAAAUGGCGACAUUGGUGAUAGAAUUGACUAUCACUUCAACACUGAUAUCACCAAGCCUGAAGCAGAUGUAUACUCAGGCUAUGAUGUAGCCAUCCUUUCCCAUUGUUCUUUCUACUUCAACUAUCCAGAAGACCUUGUUAACAUUUUUGCGAAUCUGCGGAAGAAAGCAAAAACACUUUGUUUUGCUGAACAUCUUGCGUAUGUUCCUGAAAGCAAGGACCAAUUACCACACUUCUUAGCACUCAGUAUUCACGCUCAGAUCCAAGCACGGGUAGGUAGUCAAAGGGCCAAUAUUCGCACCUUGUUUACACCUGACAUGAUCCGUACAGCCUGUGAAAAUGCGGGUUGGAAAAUUAAGCGCGAAUUUCAAGUGGAGACUCCAGAGCUACAGGAUGCGGGUUGGGAGGUAUCUGAUCUUUUACGUAUUAAGGAUCAAGAGCUUAUGGACGCGGCAAAAGGCGAUAAAAAAUGGCUUGAACUUAUCAAAGCACAUCUCCAGAUCCUGAAAGAUGUUAGACAACGAGUUAAUCACUGCGAUACUCUGCCUACUUGGGGCUUUGUCGCGGAAUGAUAGACAUAAGCAAUGCUUAAACCAUGCCUUGAUAUCCAUACAUUGAGCAAUAUUUAGAUACCCACCAUUCUAUUUACGUACUUGCUACCCCGUUGGAUGAAAUUUUUAAUGUGACUUUUAAAGUUUCAGGGCUACAAACGGAAUCUGUAAUCGC